UAGUUUGCGAAACGGCGGUCACUUUGUCAAUGCUAAGGGAUUUGCGGCCGUGCCGCCGCCGCCGCCGCUAUCGAUUUUCAUAUAAAAAAUAGGCUGGAAUUUUCUUUUCAAGUACAAUGCGUAUCAUCACGACAAAUGGCUAUCGGAUUUUGAGAUUACCGGAUAAUAUCAGCUGUUAAUCAUGUACGUUGUCAGAUUUGGAAAGUUGGCGGUUCAAGGAAGUUAAUCGGCGUUGAUUUUUAGUUAAAAUUAAAAAUCUAAUGAGUUGGAUCAAAAAAAAAAAAAAAACAGAACGCCUAUCCUUAUUUGAUUCUAAUAAAAGACGGGGAAUCAAAAUAUCUAAUUUACAUAAUUUAAUUUCUUAAAUUUUCAGCUAAAUUUUUUGUUCUAAGAUUUUCCCUUUUUUCUCUUUUAUCUGUCUAUAUAUAUAUAUUUGUUACCGUUCCGUUUUGCAUUUUGGCAAAUAAAUUUUUAGUAAAUUGAAUAAUUUGAGAUUGGAGAGCGGAUCGACGGAAAAUUUUUGUUUGAUUUUACUUUGGAAUGGAAUCAAAUGUUGGUGAGGAACACAAUUCGUAAUCGAAUUUGAUUCGAAUUUGAAAUCCUUCUUUUUUUUUGUUUCUUUUUUGUUGAAAGAAGCGGAGGAUCAAAUUAAAAAUGUGAUCUGGUUGUACGUAAUAGGGUUUUGGAUCCCAUUAGGGGAGAAACAGCGCCAUUAGAUGGCGCUGUUCAAACGCAUUUUUUACCGGAAACCGCAGGAACGACUUCUCGAGAUUUCCGAACGUAUUUACGUAUUUGACUGUUGUUUCUCCACGGAUGUAUUGGACGAAGAUGGGUACAAGGUUUAUAUGUCUAGGAUUGUGGGACAGCUAAAUGACCACUUUCCUGAAUCUUCUUUCAUGGUGUUUAAUUUCAAGGAAGGGGAGAGGCCAAGCCAAAUAUCAGACAUUUUAUCUCAGUAUGAAAUGACUGUUAUGGAUUACCCACGGCAAUAUGAGGGAUGUCCUCUGUUACCACUUGAAAUGAUUCAUUACUUCCUUCGAUCGAGUGAAAGCUGGUUGUCAUUGCAAGGACAACAAAAUGUGCUUUUGAUGCACUGUGAAAGAGGUGGAUGGCCUAUGCUCGCUUUCAUGCUUGCCAGUCUUUUAUUAUAUAGAAAACAGUACAGUGACGAGCAGAAAACUCUUGACAUGGUCUAUAAGCAAGCUCCUAAGGCCCUUCUUCAGCUUCUGUCUCCUUUGAACCCUCAGCCAUCCCAGUUGAGGUAUCUCCAGUAUAUUUCUAGAAGAAACUUGGGUUCUAAGUGGCCUCCCUCAGAAACACCUCUAUUUAUGGAUUGCCUGAUUUUUAGAGUGCUUCCGACUUUUGAAGGGGGGAAAGGGUGCAGGCCAGUUAUACGAGUUUAUGGACAGGACCCGAAAGCACGGAAUAAUAGAAGUUCCAAGCUUCUUUUUUCAAAUGCAAAAACAAAAGCACAAAUUCCUUACUACCGAAAGGAAGAGUGUGCAUUGGUGAAAAUAGAUAUUCAUUGCCACAUUCAAGGGGAUGUAGUGCUUGAGUGCAUCCAUUUGAAUGAGGAUUUGGUACGUGAAGAAAUGCUAUUUAGAGUCAUGUUUCACACAGCGUUGGUUCAAGGAAAUAUUUUGAUGUUUUACAGCAACGAAGUUGAUAAGUUGUGGGAUGUCAAGUAUCAAUUUCCAAAGGACUUCAGACUCGAGGUACUUUUUAUGGACCCUAAUGCCGUCAUCCCUCCUACCACUGGAGUUUUCGCAACUGGAGAUGAGAAUGAGAUAGAAAGUGUUUCAAAGGAGGAAUACUUUGAGGUGCAAGAGCUCUUUAGCAAUGCAGUCGAUGCACCAGAAGCAAUGGUGGAUGAUGAGAGUCCAUUAGCUCAUGACAAGCCAGAGCAGAAAGAUAUGUUGUGGGAGGAUGCAAAUGGUCUUACAAACAAAGGUUGGGUGUCAGAUGACGGGAAACUCAAACAGGAUGUCAAUGUUGAUUCUAGUAUGGAUAUGGUGAAGGGCUUAUUUGUGGAUGAUGUGAAUUACAGUAUAGAUAAGAAGAUGGAUUAUGGCACUAAUGCAGUGAAAGAAAUAGUUGGGGAUAAUGGAGACAAUCAGGUCGAUCCAUCAGUAUUUACCGUUGACAUGCUGAAACAAAGAGAAACAAAGGGAAUGACAGAUGUGCUUGGAAAGCCAGAAGUGAUCCAAGAUAAGGGUCACAGAGAAGACACCAUUCAACUGAAGAAUUUGGAAUCUGAAGUGUUGCAGCAAACGUUGGAACCUGGGGUUUCCAAGCCUAACUUUGAGGAAGUAUUGCCUGCUUUAGAGAAAAAGGCUGGGACGGGCUCAGAAUCAACUUCAGAUCCUGUUAUGGUGAAGCCAAAUAGCAACCAAUUAGUAUCUCAAGGCUUUCUUGCAAGGCAGGCAAAGCCAAGUGUUGUAUCUCAGUUGAUCCCUUCUAACAAAGGCUCUUCAACUGCAUUGCCUACACUUUCCAGUGGUCUAGCUUUAGAGGAAUCUAAUUCAGGCGCCAAUCUAAAGGGCUCUAAUGCAGCUGUGGUUUCAAAUGAUGUUUCAUUUGAGCAAGGAAGUCGGAAGGCUGAUCACCUUACAGGGCCUUUAGAUUCCCAAACAGAAGUUUCUACAACUCCAAUAGUUCCAACAUUUCCCCCUGGUUUGCAGCAAUCGGUGUCUAUUCCAUCUAGCACUCUAUCUCCACCAUCACCCUGCACACCAACAGCACCACUUCCUCCCCCACCCCCACCCAGAUCUUCUUCGUUGGUUUCGCGGCCUGUUCAGAAAAAGGCAAAAUCUAAACUACCCCUAGCACGACCUUUCAUGGCAGCUAUUGGAAAUGCCAUUACUAGAAUAUCACGUGCAGUACCACCUCCACCUCCCCUUCCACACAAUCGAGCAAAAAAUGUACAAAAUGUUGGAAUGGUUUCACAAACGACAUCAGCAUCUCCUGAUAUCUCGAAUAACCAGACUAAUGCACUGGUGGUUCCUCCACCACCUCCACUACCUCCACCACCAUGGAAGGCCCAGUCUUCAACUGCCCGUACUAUACGGCAUAUUCCACCUUCUCUUCUAUCCGCAACUCUUGGUAGCUCUUCAAAAGGCAUAUCAAAACUUAGUCAACUUUGUUCUCUAUCUCGCUCCACAUCAACACGUCGUAAUUUUAGUCAUCCCCUUACCACCACAUCAGAACCUUGCAACUUUCGCCCUCCCCCUCCCACUACACCAAUUCAAAUUGCUAUGGCUCUAGCAUUUAUCCAUGGAAUGCAAUCAGCUUCUCCUCCCUCACGCUCUCCGUUUUCUGAAGCUUCAUCUCUACCUCUCCCACCAUCAUCGCUGCCUACUGGACAUGGCACUUCGCCACCACCACUUCCGCCUACUAAAGAUGGAGCUUCACCACCCCCUUCUUCUCCUUUGCCUCCUCAAAAUGGAGCUUUCCCACCUGCAUCACCAUCAAUGCCUCCUCUUGGAUCUUCUCCUCCACCACCACCACCACCCCCUUCGACGUUUGGUGCCCUACCUCCUUCAGAAUUUGACGUCUCUCCUCCAGUGCAUGGAAUGACAGCUCCACCUACUGCAUCAUGUGGAGCACCGCCCCCGCCUCCACCUACCCUUGGAGCUCCGACACCUCCACCUGGGGCUUCACCUUCUCCACCCCCACCUCCGCCACCACCAUUGCCUUCUCUUUCUUCUACUUCACCACCACCUCCACCACCACCCCCAAUGUCUAGUGCCCCACCUCCACCUCCUCCCCCAUUUGGAGCCCCACCCCCACCACCUCCUAUUCCUGGAGCUCCAUCACCUCCUAUGGCUGGCGCACCACCUCCACCACCACCUCCUGGAGGUCGAGCUCCGGGACCCCCACCUCCACCUGGAGCUCCUGGUGUUGGACCUCCUCCACCUCCACCAUUGGGUGGCAAAGCAGCUGACAUGAAAGGAAGAGGGCGUGGACGAGGAGCUGGUGCAGCACCAAAAAGAUCUUCUUUAAAGCCAUUACACUGGAGCAAGGUUACAAGGGCAAUACAAGGAAGCUUAUGGGAUGAAUUGCAAAGACUUGGAGAGAUUCAAAUAUCGGCAGAAAUUGAUGUGUCAGAGCUUGAGACUCUUUUCUCUGCAGUUGUUCCUAAACCUGCUGCUAAAUCUGCAGGGAAAUCCAAGGCAGCUGGAUCAAAACCUGACGUAGUCCAUCUGGUUGACUUGAAGAGGGCUAAUAACACCGAAAUUAUGCUCACUAAAGUUAAAAUGCCUCUCUCUGAUAUGAUGGCUGCGGUGCUAGCUUUGGAUGAUUCAGUAUUAGAUGCUGAUCAAGUGGAAAAUCUCAUAAAAUUUUGUCCAAAUAAAGAUGAGAUGGAACUUGUCAAGGGGUACACUGGUGACAAGGAGACCCUAGGGAAGUGCGAACAGUUCUUUCUGGAGCUGAUGAAAGUGCCACGAGUAGAGGCAAAAUUAAGAGUGUUUUCUUUCAAAAUUCAGUUCAACACUCAGAUUUCUGAAUUUAAAAAGAGCUUAAACAUUGUAAAUUCUGCAUGUGAAGAGGUUCGAAAUUCCCUUAAAUUGAAGGAGAUCAUGAAGAAAAUCCUUUGUCUGGGAAAUACAUUGAAUCAAGGAACUGCAAGGGGUUCUGCUGUUGGAUUUAAGUUGGACAGUCUUCUAAAGCUCUCAGAGACACGUGCUUCUAAUAGCAGGAUGACACUAAUGCAUUACCUUUGCAAGGUCCUAGCUACCAGGGCACCAGAACUUCUUGAAUUUCACUUGGACUUGGUCAGCCUUGAGGCUGCAUCUAAGGUACAAUUAAAAUAUUUAGCAGAAGAAAUGCAAGCUAUAAUUAAGGGAUUAGAAAAGGUUAAGCAGGAGCUGGCUGCCUCAGAAGAUGAUGGUCCUGUGUCUGAAGGUUUCCGGAAGACAUUAAAGGAUUUCACUACUGUGGCUGAAACAGAGGCAGGAUCCCUGCAAAAUCUAUACACUGUGGUGGGUAGAAAUGCAGAUGCACUUGCACUCUAUUUUGGUGAGGAUCCUGCCCGAUGCCCGUUUGAGCAAGUUACCGUAACAAUCUUAAAAUUUGUGAAAUUGUUUCAAAAAGCAUUGGAAGAGAAUGUGAAGCAGGAUGAAUUGGAGAAGAAAAAAGCUUUGAAGGAUGCUGAAAUGGAGAAGGCUGCUAAGUGAAUCAAUCCUUGUAAAGAAGAUUUCAAAAUAUCUGGGGAUCAAUUUCUCUAUUCCCACAAGGAAAAUGCUGCUUUUGGGAACUCAAAUUGAGUUUCAAGCCUCAAAUUUUGACUGGAUGGCUGGAUAUGUCUCCAAUUCUCUGGUGUUGGUGCAAUUUUAUCCCUUCAGAGAUGUCAUAUACGAGGCAAGGGCCAUGUCCUGGUGGCUUUGCCGGACUUGAACUCUGCACAUAAGGCUUCAGGAAACAAUUUUUAUGGGAAGUGUUCGACCCCAUUACUCGUUAACCACAAUAACAUUGCAAUGCGACAUCUCUGAUCACUGAGUUACAAUCAGAACAAAGUAAUUAGAGGUUCUCUAAAUGCAAGUUAUCAAGGUCAGUAUAGCCAAUCUAACACUUCUCACUAUGAUAAGAGCGGUUUUAUUUUCAAUGUCCGCCUUUCAUUUAGCAUGUUCCUUUUUUUUUUAGUUCGGCUCUCCUCCAUUAAUGUUCAUUAAUGAAUAGGAUCUCAACCCAUUUUUUUCGGCAUGCGAGGGCCGAGUCCAUGCCAUGUGGGAUUGUAUUUCGUAUCAUGUACAAAAGUUCUAACCAUCCACCUACAAUAGAAUUCAGUUCCUUGUAAUACAAUCUUUUCUUCCUUUUUCAUUCAUGAAAAUUGAGUCCCCCCUUUUAGACAUUAGCCCAUCGAAUAGGAGGUUGUAUAUGUUAUUAGGGUUUAGAGAUAAAGAAAUUAGAAGAUGGGCUUUUUUUUUUCUUAGCCUAAUUGUAAGAUAGCUCUUUGGUUCUUUAUUUCAAUUUCUUUCAUUCAUUCAUUUGAUUUGAUUCCUUAAUUAACAAGUAAUUCAUGAAAUUCUUUGUUCCUUCUAUCCUUUUUCUCACUUUUUCAUUCAAGAAUGAUAAAAUUCGAUCCGUUAUACAAACUUUGCACCAUUUGUUUCGAAUGGAAUAUGUAUGUAUGUAUGUAUGUAUGUAUGUAUGUAUGCAGUGGAGGUGGCAGGUUUGACAAAUGCUUGUUUCAUCUCUAUUUUCUAAAAUGAUUUUACCUAGUAUAGUAUUUUAUUUUUAUAGUAUAUAUUAGCAUUUUGGGUUUAUCAUAAUGGUCCUUUUGUGAUUGUUAGAUGUAUUUUGAAAAGCAUGGAAUUGUCUUCAAUUUUUCUGUGACUAAAUGGAGUUGAUAACUUGUAAGAAUUAUUA
Gossypium raimondii (Peruvian cotton) is the source of this 6369-nucleotide messenger RNA. Its product is annotated as formin-like protein 20. The transcript has 19 exons. Lineage: Eukaryota; Viridiplantae; Streptophyta; Magnoliopsida; Malvales; Malvaceae. The coding region runs from base 717 to 5177 and encodes 1486 amino acids. The record is from RefSeq and is a predicted model, not a curated record.